Paramuricea clavata is the source of this 306-nucleotide messenger RNA. NCBI's taxonomy places the organism in Eukaryota, Metazoa, Cnidaria, Anthozoa, Malacalcyonacea, Plexauridae. The record is from the annotation of a GenBank genome assembly.
AUGAAUGAGAGUUUUCAAUUGGAUGACCUUGAAAGAUUUGAAAUUAAGCAGGCUGCUAUUGUUCCGAACUCAGAUGACAUAUCAAAUUGCUCUUGUCGUGGAAUGUGUCUUAGAGAUAGCGGAAGGAGUGCAUGCCCAUGCAAGAGUGUUGGCCAUUAUUGUUCGUCUGUAUGUCAUGCAAAUCAAUUCUCAGGGGCUUGUAUGAACCAACGAAAAAUUUUGGAAAGCGACUCCGAUUCCGAUAACAGCGAGGAUAAUAAAAGCGAUAACUCUGAUGUGUCAAUAAGACCGGUAAGUGAACAAUAA